This is a messenger RNA of Marasmius oreades (fairy-ring Marasmius), 864 nucleotides long. RefSeq lists its product as uncharacterized. The record is from RefSeq and is a predicted model, not a curated record. Gene Ontology annotation, molecular function: ribonuclease III activity. Gene Ontology annotation, biological process: RNA processing. NCBI's taxonomy places the organism in Eukaryota, Fungi, Basidiomycota, Agaricomycetes, Agaricales, Marasmiaceae. The transcript is spliced from 5 exons. The coding region runs from base 1 to 864 and encodes 287 amino acids.
AUGCCUGACCUAGGCUAUAAACACAUACAACGGAACAUCGUAGAGCUCAUUAAAAAUCCACAUUUCCACCUCCAGCUUCCGAAACUAUCAGACGACUCAUGGAACAAGAUGUUACGCGACAGCCUUGAGCGCGACAGACUUGAAUUCCUCGGGGACGCCCUUAUGACUUCUUUCGUUGCGCAACGCUUGUACAGGUUCCUAAGCGAGGGGACAGCUCACUAUUACUCGCAAGCGCGGAGCGCCUUGACCGCAAAUGCGACGUUUGCUCACAUCAUGGCUCGCCUUGGCCACUUCGACAUGGAAGGGCCAAUGAAACCGGCUGGCGACGCUUUUGAAUCGAUCAUAGGUGCCUACUACAAAGAAGGCGGUCCAGAGGCAUUACAACAGUGGCAAGAACAGUUCUUCCCGCUGAUUCGGUGUGCCGCCAAAGUUUGUCGCUCCAUGGAAAAACCCCAGACCAGGUCCAAAACACGCCACAAGUCCAAUCACAUACUUUCUAGGCUUCGACGCCCACCCACUCCGAACAUUAUCUCCCCCUUGCGCAACCGCAAAAGACGAACGCAUUUAAGUGUACUUCCACCUUCACUGGCAGUGGGGAGAAUUCCGAAGCCCGUUCAGACCCCCGUUUCGAAGUUACCGCCUCGGGUCAUCGACCUCACAGCAGAAAGUGAGCCUGAAGGCUCCGCUGAGAUUGUUGAGAUUUGUGCCCAGGAUUUUUGUGCAUCCAAAGCUAGGACAAAAUCCUCUUCCCAACUUCUAAAUACCGUCUCGCACGCUUUACCCGCAACACCGGCACCGAUACGGAGACUUUACACGAUUUCGACACCAGGUGGCCCGAAUAACCCCAUAGCUAUCGACGACUAG